This is a messenger RNA of Stereum hirsutum FP-91666 SS1, 2231 nucleotides long. Its product is annotated as P-loop containing nucleoside triphosphate hydrolase protein. The transcript has 7 exons. Gene Ontology annotation, molecular function: GTPase activity; GTP binding. The coding region runs from base 21 to 2138 and encodes 705 amino acids. The record is from RefSeq and is a predicted model, not a curated record. Lineage: Eukaryota; Fungi; Basidiomycota; Agaricomycetes; Russulales; Stereaceae.
GCUUAGCCCACACGGAAUUAAUGCCGGGUCGCAAAAAGCCAGCAUCAACAAAACAGCGCAAGGCGAAGCUCCAGCACCAGCGCGCAAUCAAACGAGGCGACGCAGAGCCUGACCCUCCCAAAGAUCACAAACCUCGCAAACCCAAGCCCUCCGCGCGCACCCACAAUCCCCUCACGUCAGCGUCAGCAGGAUUGACGCCAGAGCACUUGAAGGCUCAGCAGAUCAUCGCAUCCGCACGCCGUCUCCAGUCCUCCUUCGUCAAACUCUCUCCCGCCCUCCUCGAACGGAGCAAAGUCCUCGCUGAUCGGGUGAUACUCACGCGUCCGAUCCCCCCUGAUGCCGCGAUCUGGAAACUGACGAGCGGGCGGAUGGAGGACUCGAAAGAAGAAGCGAUCAGGAAGGAGAUGAGCUGCAUGCGGCGUCCGAAGUGGAAGUACGAGCAGACGAAGAAGGAGGUGGAGAAGAACGAGGAGGGCGUGUAUGCGAAGUGGUUAGACAGGAUGGACGGGCUGGUGCAGUCUUGGGUCGAUGCUGCCGAUGAGGCCAGACGUGAUGGCCUCGAGGUUGAGGACGGGGAGAGGGACCCAGAGUUACCGCCGAGGGAGGACGAGGGUAUGCCGCCGUCUCCGACGAUAUUUGAGAGGAAUUUGGAGGUGUGGCGACAGCUUUGGCGAGUCACCGAACUCUCGCAGAUCCUCCUCAUCCUCCUCGAUUCGCGAUGUCCACUCCUCCACUUCCCUCCCUCCCUCCAAUCCUACCUCUCCUCCCCAUCCCACAAACUCAUCCUCGUCCUCACCAAAGUCGACAUCUCCGGCCCCGAACGCUCAGCCGCAUGGUCCACCUACCUCACCUCCAAAUUCCCCGACGUCCAAGUCGUCAUGGUCGAGUCCUACAUCCCCAAAGCCACCGUAGCCGAUUUCGAUCCUAACGGUGAAGUAGUGAAUUUGACAUUGACGAAGGGGAGAAGGAGGAGGUACGAGCCGCAUAUACCGCAUACGUUCAAAGAGCGGCUCGUGGAUGCGCUCAAGAACGCACAUGAGCAGUUAUUGGAGCCGCCGGAGAGGGUGAGGCAGGAUCCGGAGAAGUUGAAGAGGUGGAGGCCGAGGGUUAAGAGGGAAGUUGAUUGGGAUGCGUUGUUGACUGCUGGGGCUUCGUCGCAUGUGCAUGUUUCUCGUACGACUAAAGAUGCACCGCAGGGUUCGGAAGAGGACGAGGAGCCGGAGUAUCUUACCGUUGGACUGCUAGGCCAGCCCAAUGUUGGGAAAUCAUCACUGUUGAAUGCUCUAUUUGGUACCAUAAAAGUCAGAGCGUCAAAAACUCCAGGCAAAACAAAACACUUCCAAACCCUUUUCUGGACACCCGACAUCCGCCUCGUCGAUUGUCCAGGCCUCGUCAUGCCCGACCUCAUCCCCCUCGAAAUGCAGGUCCUAGCCGGCAUCCUCCCCAUCGCCCGCAUGCCCGCCAUACCCCUCUGCAUCUCCUACGCCUCCCUCCUCCUCCCGCUCGAGAAAAUAUUCAAUCUCGCCUCAUACCAUCCGUUCGUGAAGGCUCCGCCUGUGCAGGAUAAAAGGACGUGGCGGCAGGGGAUGCGGAAAGGCUCUAAAGAGAUGAAAGAGAAGAAAGACCCGAAAUGGACAGCAAUGGAUAUCAUGACUGCAUAUGCGGAUCGUAAAGGCUGGGUGACGGCCAAAGCGGGACGACCGGACGUGAAUCGCGCGGGGAACGCUAUGCUCCGAGCCCUCGCAGAAGGUAAGAUCCCCUGGGCGUUCUGGCCCCCCGGCACCGAUCCUGCCACAUUGUCCCAAUCCCCGUCAACGAGCGCCGCACAUGUGGGCGUAGGCGAAGGAAACGGGAUAUGGAUCCCGGAUCCGACGGGGGAGGAGCACGAGAUUGAUGACGAUGAGAGCGAUGGGGAGCCUGAGGGGGUUGAUUCUGAUUCUGACGAGGAAGAGGAGGAGGGGCCGGGUUCUGUCAAUGGGGAGAGCGAAGGGGACGAGGAGGAGGACGAGGAUGAGGAGGAGGAAGAGCCGGUCGUUGUUGUUGCGAAGAAAGGUGGAGGGAUGUUUGGGGCGCUGGCUUUGGACGAUGAUGCCGAGGAGGAGGACGAAGAGGAGGAAAAAGUGUCAGAGCAAGUGUAAGUGAACGCAGGCGGACAAGUAGAACCAAAGCAUUGCAUGUACUGUACGAUAUCUCAACCUUCAAGCUCCAAGACCAGCUCCCAUCACAAUCAC